AUGGCCUGGCCCGUAACAGUUUUUGAAUCUACCUGCAUCUGCGAUUUUACGUCAAUAAUCGUGGCAAUACCACGAGAUUCUUCAACAUGUGAUUCAAAACUGUUGUUUUAUUGGAAAAAGGGUGAAUUCGUUACUUCAUAAAUAAUGAUUGAUGAGACUGAAAAUCGCGUGACGGCAGAACGCAAUGGGACGUUACUCUCACGAACCGGUUAAUGCGACUAAGUCGUGCAGAGCACGCGGCUCCAAUUUGCGAGUACACUUUAAGAAUACCCAUGAAACAGCACGUGCUAUUAAAAAUAUGCCUCUACGGAGAGCACAAAAAUAUUUGAAAAAUGUGAUUGAACAUAAGGAAUGUGUACCAUUCCGUAGAUUCAAUGGUGGUGUUGGCAGGUGUACUCAAGCUAAACAGUUUGGCACUACACAAGGUCGUUGGCCCAAAAAGUCAGCUGAAUUCCUACUGCAACUAUUGAAAAAUGCAGAAAGUAAUGCUGAUGUUAGAGGAUUAGAGAUUGACCGGCUUGUGAUUAAUCACAUUCAAGUGAACCAUGCUCCUUUCUUGCGAAGAAGAACAUACAGAGCUCAUGGUCGCAUAAACCCUUAUAUGAGUUCUCCUUGUCACAUUGAAGUAAUUUUGACGGAGAAAGAAGAUUUUGUUGUCAAAAGCCCAGAAGAAGAGCCUUCCAAAAAGAAACUGAGUAAGAAGAAACUUGCCAGGCAAAAGGAAAAGAUGAUGAGGGAGUAAUUUUAUAUUCUAAUUGGAUAUUAAAUGUAUCGUGGAAGAUUAAGAUUACACUGUUCUCUACUUUU
Messenger RNA from Nomia melanderi (Alkali bee), 807 nucleotides. It is a transcript of the gene RpL17, whose product is annotated as ribosomal protein L17. The record is from RefSeq and is a predicted model, not a curated record. Gene Ontology annotation, biological process: cytoplasmic translation. Gene Ontology annotation, molecular function: structural constituent of ribosome. Lineage: Eukaryota; Metazoa; Arthropoda; Insecta; Hymenoptera; Halictidae. Gene Ontology annotation, cellular component: ribosome; cytosolic large ribosomal subunit.